Molecule: messenger RNA, 2138 nt
Organism: Camelus dromedarius (Arabian camel)
Lineage: Eukaryota; Metazoa; Chordata; Mammalia; Artiodactyla; Camelidae
Product: keratin, type II cytoskeletal 6A
Exons: 9
Coding region: 68-1738 (556 amino acids)
Biological process (GO): intermediate filament organization; keratinization
Cellular component (GO): keratin filament
Molecular function (GO): structural constituent of skin epidermis
Source: RefSeq, a predicted model, not a curated record
CAUCUGCUCCUCUCAGCUCUACCUUCCAGCCUCUCACAUCUUCCUCAGCCUUCUCGUCUUCAGAACCAUGUCUUGCAGAUCCACCGUGAGGAGCCAAAGCACCAGCCGUCGGGGCUUCAGCGCCGGCUCAGCCCGAGUCCCUGGGGUCUGCCGCUCUGGCUUCAGCAGCGUGUCGGUGUCCCGCUCCAGGGGCGGUGGUGGCCUGGCUGGAGUGUGUGGAGGGGCUGGCUUUGGCAGCCGCAGCCUCUAUAACCUGGGGGGCACCAAGAGGAUCUCCAUCAGUGGUGGAUACGGCAGCAGAUACGGAGGUGGCUUUGGCUUUGGCUUUGGAGGUGGAGUUGGGAGUGGAUACGGUUUUGGUGGUGCAGCUGGGCUCGGUGGUGGAGCUGGCUUUGCUGGUGGCUAUGGGGGCGCUGGCUUCCCUGUGUGCCCCCCUGGAGGCAUCCAAGAGGUCACCGUCAACCAGAGUCUCCUCACUCCUCUGAACCUGGAAAUCGACCCCACCAUCCAGAGAGUGAGAACUGAGGAGCGGGAGCAGAUCAAGACCCUCAACAACAAGUUUGCCUCCUUCAUCGACAAGGUGCGGUUCCUGGAGCAGCAGAACAAGGUCCUGGACACCAAGUGGACCCUGCUGCAGGAACAGGGCACCAAGACAGUGAGGCAGAACCUGGAGCCUUUGUUUGAGCAGUACAUCAACAACCUCAGGAGGCAGCUGGACAGCAUCCUGGGGGAGAGAGGCCGCCUGGACUCGGAGCUGAGAAGCAUGCAGGACCAGGUGGAGGACUUCAAGAACAAGUAUGAAGAUGAAAUCAACAAGCGCACAGCAGCGGAGAAUGAAUUUGUGAAACUGAAAAAGGAUGUGGAUGCUGCCUACAUGAACAAGGUUGAACUACAAGCCAAGGCAGAUAACCUCACAGAUGAGAUCAACUUCCUAAGAGCCUUUUAUGAAGCAGAACUGGCUCAGAUGCAAACCCACAUCUCAGACACUUCUGUGGUCCUCUCCAUGGACAACAACCGCAGCCUGGACCUGGACAGCAUCAUCAGCGAAGUCAAGGCCCAAUACGAGGAGAUUGCUCAAAGGAGCCGGGCUGAGGCUGAGUCCUGGUACCAGUCGAAGUAUGAGGAGCUGCAGGUGACGGCAGGCAGACACGGGGACGACCUGCGCAACACCAGGCAGGAGAUCUCUGAGAUCAACCGCAUGGUCCAGAGGCUGAGAUCUGAGAUCGACCACGUCAAGAAGCAGUGCGCCAACCUGCAGUCCGCCAUCGCUGACGCUGAGCAGCGUGGGGAGCUGGCCCUCAAGGACGCCAAGAACAAGCUGGUCGACCUGGAGGACGCCCUCCAGAAGGCCAAACAGGACAUGGCCCGGCUGCUGAAGGAGUACCAGGAGCUGAUGAACGUCAAGCUGGCCCUGGACGUGGAGAUCGCCACCUACAGGAAGCUGCUGGAGGGCGAGGAGUGCAGGCUGAGUGGGGAAGGCGUUGGACCAGUCAACAUCUCCGUGGUGCAGUCCACCGUCUCCAGCGGCUAUGGCGGUGCCAGCGGUGGCAGCGGUGGCUUAAGCCUGGGCGGAGGCAGUGGCUACUCCUACAGCAGUGGUGGUCACAGCCUUGGAGGUGGCUUCAGUUCUGGCAGUGGCAGAGCCUUGGGAAGUGGCCUCAGCUCUGCCGGGGGCAGCAGCUCCACCAUCAAAUACACCACCACCACCUCCUCCAGCAGGAAGAGCUACAGGCACUGAAGCCCUUCCUUCAGCCUUGGUCCCACAGUGUCUCUGGGCCCCUCAGCUGCCCUCUCCUCCAGUUGCUUUCUCUCUCCUGCUUCCUUCUUCUCUUCCUUCUUGAAUUAGAACUGAAAGUUCUGAGUGCCCUCAUCUCUCUGCCAAUACCUGCUCCACCUGAGGUUCCCAAACUCACCAUCGGGAAGGUCAUUGCCAGGGUCCUACUCCAGAACAGGGCAAGUCCCCCUUGCUUCCCACUGGCCCAGGAGUUCCCCAUCUUACAGGGUCUGGGCCCUCCCUUGCAGUGAUCAUUGAAAGCACAAGUGACUAGUUCUCUGAUGUGCAGGGUCUGUAUCCCUGUGAUGUUUCCUCAUCUCUUUGCUCAAUUCUAAUUGCUAAAUAAAGCAGAUUUAUAAUAUAA